Thlaspi arvense is the source of this 1523-nucleotide messenger RNA. Lineage: Eukaryota; Viridiplantae; Streptophyta; Magnoliopsida; Brassicales; Brassicaceae. The record is from the annotation of a GenBank genome assembly.
CCAAAUAUACACCAAACACCUCCAAAAAAAAAAAUUCAUUCUUUCUUUCUUUCUCUAUAUAUCUCUAAUUCAUAACACACAAAAAUACUUAUAUAUACAAAUACAUACACAUAUACAAACAUCGUAUAUAUCAAGUAACAGAGAGAAAAAAAAAUCCUCUUUUUCCUCCUUGAUCGGAGGGUCGCCGUCUUCAAUAGGAUAUGGACGGUGGUGAAGAGAUGACGGCGGCGACGGCGGAUGCGAGAGGGCUGAAGAAAGGGCCAUGGACGGGGACGGAGGAUGCGAUCUUGAUGGAACACGUGAAGAAACACGGCGAAGGUAAUUGGAACGCCGUGCAGAAGAACACAGGCUUGCUCCGGUGUGGGAAAAGCUGUCGUCUACGGUGGGCGAAUCAUCUCCGACCAAAUCUGAAGAAAGGAUCUUUUAGUCCUGACGAAGAGAAGAUCAUCAUCGAGCUUCACGCUAAGCUGGGUAACAAAUGGGCUCGUAUGGCUACUCAGUUACCUGGACGAACAGACAACGAGAUCAAGAACUAUUGGAACACAAGGAUGAAGAGAAGACAACGAGCUGGUUUGCCUCUAUACCCUCAUGAGAUUCGUCAAGGAAUUGAUGAUGAUCAUCAUAAUGAUGAUGAGUUUGAGUUUGAGUUUGAUUCCUUUCAAUUCCAAAACCAAGACCUUCAAAACCACCAAAACAUGAUCCAAUACACCAAUUCCUCAAAUACUUCAUCAUCCUCGUCUUCAUUCUCUUCUUCGUCUUCUCAACCUCCAAAAAGGGUGUGUUUAGAUCCCUUAAUCUCUACUAAUCAAGGCCUAGACGAGCUCCCCGCUACUCCGAAUUUUCAAAUGUUCUCUCUUUCCGAGAACAACGAUACCCUUGUUGACGUUGAGGAUGACAAUAACCACUUUGCUUUCUCUCUUCCUUUGUCAUCAUCCGCAUCCUCGAAUGAGUUGUGCAGUCCCGACCAACUUCUUGAGCUCAUCUCCGAGAAUUCGACCAGAAACAAGAAAGACAUUGAUGCUAUGAGUUUCAGUUCGUUGCUUAUGGGAGAUCAUGAGAUGGGAGCGAGCUUUUUCCCUUUAGGACUAGACAAUGCCGUCCUAGAGCUUCCUUCGAACCAAACACCGAGUCACUCGCUCACUUCUAAUACCAUUCUCGACAACGGUGUCCCUUAUAAUCCACCUCCGACCAACAGUGGAUUGCUUGACGCCCUCGUGGAGGAGGCUCAAGCCUUGUCUCGUGGCGGAAUGUUCAAGGAUGUCAGGGCUUCUUCGAGUAAUCUAUGUGAGAAUCAAGACAAACCCGUGGAGAUGGAGUUUGAGAAUCGGCUAAACUCUUCUCAUCAAUCAUCUUUCGAGAUGCAAACCGAAGCCUCAAAUCUUGCUUCGCCGAGCGGAAUGUUUGUCGGAAACCAUCAAGGUAACAACAUGGCGGAACCAUACAACGCUCCGCCUUCGUCCAGUGUAGAUCCUAUAGCCUCGUUGGGGUCAUGCUUUUGGGGCAACAUGCCUGGAAUCUGCUAA